AUGUCCACCAAAGAAGACACCAUGAUGAAACAGAGCACACCCAACAACAAGAAGAAAAACUCCAUCCCAAAAGUUCUUCCAGCCCAAAUCAUCCUCGAAAUCCUCUCCAGACUCCCCAUCAAAACCCUCUUCCUUUGCCAACUCGUUUCCAAACACUGGCUUUCUCUCAUCUCAAACCCUCACUUCGUCAUUCUCCAUCUCUCAAGAUCACCAGUCAGCCUCUUGCUCAAACCCUUCUACCGCAACUGCGGAUCGAACCAACUCCGCUUGGUUGACCUCCAAACCCUCCGUAAAAUCCGUCCCCGCGAAGACCAAUUGAAACUCAACCCCAAAAUUAACUUCCCACUUCUUGGACGCCAAAUAGUUAACUCCUGCAAUGGUUUGCUUUGCUUGUGUAAUGAUAACUCUGAAAUUUUUGUAUGCAAUCCAAUUUUGGGUGACUACAUUACCUUACCAUGUCCAAUAUAUGAUCGAAUUUACUAUGAUCGUACCAUCAAUGCUUUCAAUUUUACUCCCAAGACAAAAAAAUACAAGGUGAUGCAGUUUAUUCUUCAACGGGUUGUUGAGUCUUUUGAUCCCAUUAUUGAGUUUUGUACUUAUCGUGAUGAGGCAAAGGCUAAGAUUUACACAAUUGGUGAUAGUCCCGACUUUGUUGUUUUGAUUUUGGCAGCGAGCAAUUUCGGUCCUCUUAGUAUUGAUAUAUGGUUAAUGAAAGAUUAUGGGAUUAAGGAGUCUUGGAGCAAAGAGUUGGUAUUUGAUAGUGCAUUGAAUCUAAAUAUUUAUGGGAUCAAAUCAGAAUUUUAUGGGAUUGCUCAUAUUUCGAGCUUUGUUUCCCUCAAUGAUGUUGCCAAAGGUCAAAGCUUGAUGAAUUUGUGA
Molecule: messenger RNA, 876 nt
Organism: Camellia sinensis
Lineage: Eukaryota; Viridiplantae; Streptophyta; Magnoliopsida; Ericales; Theaceae
Product: F-box protein At5g65850-like
Molecular function (GO): protein binding
Source: RefSeq, a predicted model, not a curated record